AUGAGACUUAAGCUUCUGCAGACCAAACAAAGCUGGAGUGACACCAUUGAUGCCGUUAAAACGAAACCGGCCCAUUGGAACAGUUUCACGAACUCUACAGCUAGAGAAUACAGCAGAACUCAGUCACAACGUUUGGAAUCGCACGAUCGUAGAAAACACCGACCCUGCAAAGAUCCGAUUUCCACAAAAGACAUCUUUGAUCGAGUCGACAAAUUGGAAAAUGAUGUUAGAAAAGUCAUAAGGAAGUACUCUCUUCCUCAACAUCACCAGCAUAGAGACACUGGGCCAAUAUUUCACCACCACGCUGCUUCGCACAUUGCUGUGGCAGAAACUAGGGAAUCAGUCGACCAAUAUGCUGCUUCCAAAACCGCUACCAGACACGGCAACACAACCAUGACCAGUGUGGACCAAGUAAACACGUUUGAAGCCGAGGCAAAGAGAAUCAUUGCUGAAUAUCACAAAACAAAAGAACGGCGUACAAGUGAAAUUACAAAGAACAGUGCCAAUCGUUCUUCGGUCAGAAAUCAGGCUUCCGUCCGGCGCAGGCAAGCAGGACAGGAGUCGUCACUGAGGCAUUCCGACAGUAAGAAUUUAGAGAUCGGUCGUCACAACAGCUUGACAAGGGAUUCUCAACGAAACCAGACCAAAGUACCAAAACCAAUUUAUUGUAGCACACCUAAACCAAUUUGCAUUAGCACACCCAAGCCAGUGUAUAGUAGCAAUCAGGAUAAAUUUUGUAAGCAGCUAUUGAGGAACACGGAGCACAGGCAGCUCGGAAGUGAACCAAAACACGACGACUUUCAUAGUCAGAUAUCCUCAGCUGACACUUGCCGAUCAGAAUAUACAGGAGAACACACGGAUCAGCAAAGAAAGUAUGGGAAUUACGCAGUAAGGAACUUUCAACACAUUGAUGAGCCAAUCAGAAAACCUCAAGAACGGCUACACGAGGAAAGAUCGCGACUGCCAAGUUCUGAAGACACCGACACCAAUUCGUGCAGGGAUCAAACUGAUGGUGGGUGUAUGUUACUGAUUGUCCGUCCAACUCGCAGCCUCUCCGGUAAUGUUGUUGGGUAUGAUGUUGCUGAAGACGUGCCUAGAAAAAGCGGGGCAACUAAUGAGGAGUUUCAACCAAUGGGAGAUGAAUCGGAUGACGACCAGAGAUACACCAAUCAAGAAAUAACACUGAAGUUGGACACACCCUUCAAAUUCGUGUUACCAACCUCUGGAGGCAAGUCAGUGGAUGAAGUGAAGUACAAUAACAGUCUGUCAUUGAGUAUGGCUCGAGAAUGGAGAGGUAUUUGCGAGGACAGCGUACUGUCUGACAAAGAGCCAGACAGCCAUGCUACGUCCACACUAGAAUGUGACAGUGACACUCAGUCUUUAACUUGUGAUGAGUCUGAUGUCCAUAAAGGAGAUAUCGUCAAUGACGAGGACCAAGAGCCAGAUGUUUAUGCAAUGUCGACCCAAGACUGUGAUGUGGAUAUCGUUUCUGUAACAGACGAGAAGCCAGCUUGCCAGGUACCGUCCACCGGGGAAUGCGACAUGGACAUUGAUUCAGUAUCAGAGGACGAGCCAGAUUGUCGUACAUUGAAAACUUAUGUAGGUGAUGUCAAAAUCGAUUCUGUAACGGACGAGGAGACAGAUUCCCGCGCACAUGGUACAAAAGGUUGGGACAGAAACAUUGAGUCUGAAACAGACGAGGAGGCAGAUCACAGUGCGCUUUGUGCACAAGUAUGUGACGGAAACAUCAAGUCUGUAGCAGAAGAGGAGACAUAUUGUCGCACACUAGAUACAAAAGUAUGUAACGGAAACAUCGAGUCUGAAACAGACGAGGAGACAGAUCGCAGUGCACUUUGUGCACAAGUAUGUAAUGGAAACAUCGAGUCUGAAACAGACGAUAAGACAGAUUGCCAUGCUCAUGGUACACAAGCAUGUAACGGGUACAUCGAGUCUGUAACAGACGAGGAGACAGGUCGCAGUGAACUUUGUGCACAAGUAUGUAAUGGAAACAUCGAGUCUGAAACAGACGAGAAGACAGAUUGCCAUGCACUUUGUACACAAGUAUAUAACGGAAACAUCGGCCUUGAAAGAGAAGAGAAGACAGAUUGCCAUGCUCAUGGUACACAAGCAUGUAACGGGUACAUCGAAUCUGUAACAGACGAGGAGACAGGUCGCAGUGAACUUUGUGCACAAGAAUAUAACAGAGACAUUGAGUCUGUAACUGGCGAAAAAUCAGAUCGGCAAACAUUGCCUAGGCACGUAUCGGACAUGGACAUCGUUUCUGUGACAGACGAGGAAGCAGAUUGCCAUGCACUAACCACAGAAGUAGGCAAUGGGACAAUUUUUCAAGCAGAUGAUGUUUCUGCAGAAGGUGGUUCUCUCGAAGAAUUAGAACCAGUGAACAACGAGUAUGAUUCCGGUCCUCAGGCAAAGUACAGAAAUAUAACCAAAUGUGGUGUGAUGGACUCAAAACCACAUUCCGUCAUCGCUGAAACAACGAUGAAGGAGGACUCUGUUUGCUGGGGAACAGAUACAGAUGAAUGCACCAGCAGCAAGACGUCCGCCUGGAUAAUCAACGGAAAUCCGGAGGCCUCUGCGAAAGGAACAAACGUGUCUCCAUUUGCUGAUCAAAAGAAUGAAGACAGCUUUUGGUUCCCAGUGACUGACAUUCCUGAUGGUUUCCCAGUCAGAGAAGUCGAGAUGACUGAAGUAACCAGGUUCCAUGUCUCAGAGUCCGACAGUUCGUGUAUAGAUUGGAGUGAUGACAAGAAAAAGUCCGUUACCACGAACAAACGUGUUGUCCCGGAUUGUGAUACAAAGAUUAAAAAGGAAUUGGAGAACAAGACAUCCUACCCUGACUGGGAUAAAGACAGCGAUGAUUAUGAAGGAUCAAGGAAGGAUGUAGAAGAUAUCCUCAUGCUUCAUGAUCACCACAAAAGAUCGGAAUCAAUCUCCAACCCAGACAUCACCAAGAGAACCUCAGGAUCCAUUACUCCUUUGGUCACUGAACUUUCCGACCAUGAUCAGGCACUUGCUAUCAAAUCUUCAAAAAACAAACCAUCUGAAAAGGAUGACGUGUUAGAUAUCGUAGGAAAUCUUACGUCUGGUUCCGACUGGGAUAGCGAUGGAGACAGCGAACCAGAGAAAUCGAAAACUAAUGUAACCAAUGGAAAAUUAUCGCCAGUACAAGGUACCUGCAGCAUGACUCUGGGACUGAAUGAAUUACAAAUGGAGGGAACAGGACUAGUUGAGGUCAAGAGUGGAUCACACGAUUCUGACUGGGACAGUGAAAGCGAGGUUUCAAGAGAUCUAGGAGGUAACAUGAAAACGCAAGUAAAGGAUACAGUCCAAGACAAUGCGCAAAAUGCAGAAAACCCAAAGCCAGAAUUGAAUGCACCUGCCCGCAACAAUGAGCAGCAAACGCUUGAAGAACUCAAUACAGGCUUGGUGAAGGGACACACAUCAGCGUCUGAUUCUGACUGGGGUAGUGACAGUAGCUCUUUACAGAACGAAAAGAGGACUGCAGUCAUUAAACGUAAUCUAUCAUUAACAGAUAUAUUGAUGCCACAAGACGAUCAAAGAAAGCAGUCUGCAAGAAUCGUUGUGUGCGAGGCUGAGAAGAAGGACUGUCCCAACACGCCUGCUGCAAAAGAGGCACCAGAAGAUGCACAGGAUGUUGCGUCCAGUUCGGACUGGGAUAGUGAAGACAGUGAAUCAAAGAAACCAGAGAGCAUUGCAUGCAAUGAAAGGGAGACGACAGUGCAAGAAAUAUUUUUGCGGAAUAAUAAUCAGGAAACAUCCCUUAUGGUACCAUCAAUACCAACAGUGAACUACCAUGAGCUAGAUGUUAGAAAACCCAGUGUCGCAUUGAAUGGGUACAAAUCUGAUCACGGACUCGACCCUGGUGGGGUUGCCGGAACACUAACUGUAGAGGGUCAGAAGACUGCAUCUGGGUCGGACUGGGGUAGCGACACCGAUGAAUCGGACGACAAAAAAGGGGACGGAACUCUGUUUCAUGAUCACAGAGUGAAGGAAUCAGCUACUAUCCUUACCAUUACUAAAGAGAAACACCCCGCUCUGACGAACAAUGAUACUUCUGACCACAGAAAUAUCACUGGUUCCCUAAUUGAACUCAAAUCAUCAGAGGUGAAGACACUUGUUAAAGAAAAGACACCAAGAAAAGAACCACAACAGAGUUCCGACUCGAACUGGGAUAGUGACAGCGACCCGUCAGAAGAUCAAGCAUCAGCACAAGAUCACAGAAUGAAGGAAUCAGCUACUGUCCUAACCGUUACUAAAGAGAAACACCCCGCUCUGACGAACAAUGCUACUUCUGACCCCAGAAUUAUCACUGGUUCCCUAAUUGAACUCAAAUCAUCAGAGGUAAAGACACUUGUUAAAGGAAAGACACCAAGAAAAGAACCACAACAGAGUUCCGACUCGAACUGGGAUAGUGACAGCGACCCUUCAGGAGAUCAACCAUCAGCACAAGAUCACAAAAUGAAGGAAUCAGCUACUAUCCUAACCAUUUCUAAAGAGAAACACCCUGCUCUGACGAACAAUGAUACUUCUGACCACAGAAAUAUCACUGGUUCCCUAAUUGAACUCAAAUCAUCAGAGGUGAAGACACUUGUUAGAGGAAAGACACCAAGAAAAGAACCACAGCAGAGUUCCGACUCGAACUGGGAUAGUGACAGCGACCCUUCAGGAGAUCAACCAUCAGCACAAGAUCACAGAAUGAAGGAAUCAGCUACUGUCCUAACCAUUACUAAAGAGAAACACCCCGCUCUGACGAACAAUGAUACUUCUGACCACAGAAAUAUCACUGGUUCCCUAAUUGAACUCAAAUCAUCAGAGGUGAAGACACUUGUUAGAGGAAAGACACCAAGAAAAGAACCACAGCAGAGUUCCGACUCGAACUGGGAUAGUGACAGCGACCCUUCAGGAGAUCAACCAUCAGCACAAGAUAAGUCGAUGUCACACGAUGAUCAGAGACAUCAGCUAGCAAAAUUGGUUGUGACCGAUAUCGAGGAGAAAGCCCUUCCAGUUGUUCCGUUGGCAAUUGUGAAUGCUGACCAGGGUUCAUCUGUUGAUCACAUCGAUAGAAUGCACAAAGAUCCUCAAUUCAGUGAUGAAUUGCUAGAUAUGGUUCAAAAGAUUGAUUUCGAUUCUGACUGGGAUAGUGACGGAGAAAGUGAAACCGAAAAACCAAAGAGCAGUAUUUAUAUUGAAAAGGAUUCAACGCAACACGCUAAUCAGAAAUCGUUUUGCGAUGGCAAUGCAGAUAUAUCGCCUAGGAAAACGGUGGCAUCAACUGUGAAAUGCAACGAGUUAGAUGCUCAGAAACUGAGUUUAGCAACGAGUCACAAGUCACCAGAACAGAGUGAGAUAUUUGGAUCACUACCUGUACAAUGUCCUAACUCCACACCUGUGUCGGGCUGGGAUAGUGACAACGAUGAUUCAGACAACAUGAAGGCGAAAGAGGCUUUCUUAGAGGAUCACAGAAUGAAAGAAUCAGCUGAUAUUCUAAGCGUUACUGAAGAGAAACACAACCUUGUGUUGAACAAUGAUAUUUCUGACCAUAGAAAUACUACUGGGUCCCUUUCCAAUAUGUUAAUUGAACACAAAUCACCAGAGCAGAGGACAUGUAUUAGAGAUAAUACACCAAGAGAAAAACCACAUCAGAGUUCCGACUCGAACUGGGAUAGUGACAGCGACCUUUUGGAAGACCAACCGUCUAUAGAAGAUGUGUCGAUAUCACACGAUGGUCAGGGAAAACAGAUAGCAAACUUUGCUGCAUCCGAAAUUGAGAAGCAAGUAUUUCCGAUUGUUCCGUUGUCAAUUGGUGACCAUGGGUCAGCUAUGGAUCAUACAGAUGGAAUACAAAAAGACCAUCAAUCUAGUGAGGAAAAACCUGCUACAAAAGAGGAAUUGCUAGAGUUGCACAGUUUUAAUUCCGAUUCUGACUGGGGUAGUGAUGGGGAAAGUGAACCGGAAAAACUAAAGAUCAGUAGUUUUAUUGGAAAGGAGUCGUCGCCCCAAGAUCACAAAAUGAAGGAAUCAGCUGUAAUCCUUUCCCUGACAAAAGAUAAACACAACUCUCUGACGAACAAUGAUAUUUCUGAUCACACAAAUAUUACUGGAUCACCUUCCAAUAUAUUAAUUGAACAUAAAUCGUCAGAAGAGAAGACAGCUUUUAAAGAAAAGACAUUAAGAGGAGAACCAAAACAGGGUUCCGACUCGAACUGGGAUAGUGACAGCGACCCUUUGGAAGACCAACCGUCUAUACAAGAUAUGUCGAUGUCAAUCGAUGGUCAGGAAAGACAGUUAGCAAACAUCGCUAUGUCCGAUAUGGAGGGGAAUGUUCCCAAUGUUCCGUUAGCAGUUGCUGACCAUGGCUCAACUGCUAUUCCUACCGAUGGAACACACCAAAUACACCAAUGUAGUGAGAAAAACCCUACUACAAAAGAUGAACUGCUUGAUAUGGUACAAGACAUUGAUUCCGAUUUUGACUGGGAUAAUGACGAAGAGAGUGAAGCAGAAAAACCGAAGAGCAGUAGUUUUAUUGGAAAGGAUUCAACGCAACACGCAAAUCAGAAAUCUUUCUGCGAUGAUGAUGAAGAAUCGUUGGCAUCAAGUGUGAAAUACGAGUUCGACCAUCAGAAACCGAGUUUAGCACAGAAUGCAUGCAAAUCUGAUCGUAGAUCACCGGGACAUCGUGAGAUAACUGGAAAACUACCUGUAAAAUAUCCGAAUUCCGCACUCCUAUCGGAAGGGGAUAGUGACAGCGAUGAUUUAGAUGACAAAAAGUGGACAGAAGCUUUGUUAAACGAUAUACUUGCGCAUUCUGAGGACCAUGGAAGGAAGGAAUCUUCUGUCAACGCAUUCACUAACAAUGAUACAGAUAUUGGUCUGGCGGCUGCAGACAGAUAUGAUCUGGAAAACAGAAACGGAUCCAAGAUAUAUCCAAAUGAAGCAUUGGAUCAAACUGCUUUAGAAUACAAACCUGCUGCAAAGGAUCAGGAGUCACGAGACGACAGUUUUGACGGGGAUAGUGAUGGAGACAGUGAGCCAGGGAAAAGUACUCCGUACGGAAAGGAUGCAUCGGCACAAGAAUUCACAGAGAAAGGUCCUGAUAACAGAAGGAAACAUUCCCCAGAAUCAAAUAUCGCUGGAAAUGCGACCAAACAGGACAUACCAUCCCCCAAAAGAAUAUCUUUCCCUGAGAUUGAUGAGAGCAGUCAAUAUACAGAAGAGGAAAAUGUUGUAAUCGGUGGAUUUUCAAAAGAUUCGAAAGAAAAACAGUCUGGAUGUUUUGAAUCCAAUCUUUGCGAUUGGGACAGUGACAGCACCACCAGUGAUUUAAAUGAAGUAGGAAACGAAGAUCAUCUGAAUACAUUGGUACGCCAGGACACACCUAGUUACAAGGGGUGUUCUAAUGAGGAUCUGACCAAGGAAAACAAAAACAUUUCAAAAUUCGUCGCUAAAGAUGAACCUGAUAAAGUUGAAAUUCACCAGAGUUCUGACCCUAGCAAGGAUAUUUAUUACGUGGCUGAUACAGUUGAAGUUAUAAGUCUGAUACCCGAACAAAAGGAAAAGAGGAAUGCUGCAAACAGCCCAAAUCCUGAGUCAAGAAGAGCAUCUGAUCGUGAUCAAAUAGAAGUAACUUUAUCUCAGAAAUUGGAUGAGUCGACAAAAUAUAGGCACAAUGCUGGGAUUGAAAGAUCGGAUGACGAAGAUAUUUCAUGUAUUGAUUUAAUGGACUAUAACUCUGACUUGGAGGCUAGAAGCAUUUCAUCAGUUGGAGACUUUCAGGAUGAUAGCUGUGCUGGUUCUUCAAACGAAGAGAUGCCCACAAACCAUGCUUUGGUUCGAUCGGACAGAUUAGCAAGAGGAAUUCCAUCUAUAGACGAUUUCCAUGGUUACACGUAUGAGACAUCAUCAGAUGACGAUCGAAUUGAAUGCAAUCAUCAUGAAAUGAAAAGAGGGCUCUUAGGCAAUAAAACUGGUGUUCAACAAAAUAAUGUAUCAAUGCCCGAUUCCUCUGGCCCCUUUCAGAUAAAUGAAGAUCCCGAUACAGACUAUGUACCCAAGACAAAAAACAGUGAUAUGGCGUAUGAGAAUGACGAAGUCCGCAAUUUUCCUAACGUGAGGCUCAAAGAUAUUUUUGUUACUGGCAAGGAUACAGAAACAAUAACAAAUAGUGAUCCUGUCCAAGAAAGAGGCAUUUCCGUUUUGGAUUUCAACGACGACAGCAACAAGUUAUCGAAGGCUGAGCUUGUUGAAGAAGUUGAUGAACUCAUUUUCGAGGACAACUGCGGUACUGGUGCCCAAACAAGACCAAUGAGCAAACAAGCCCCAGUAGCAUGCAUUUCAGAUUUAGAUUUUGAUGAGGGCAGCAGAAAUGUAACAAAAGCGAAACAUGCUGAAGACGCUAAAUCAUCAGACGAAGAUUUCAGCAUUCCUUGUAUCUACCUAAGUGAUGAUAUUUCAGGAUUGAGGAAUGACAACAACAUUUCUUCCGAUGGAGAUUUUCAAGAUUACAGCUAUGAGAGCUCGACAGAUGAAGACAUACUAGACCGCAAAGUUGAGGUGGAUAUUGCAUCCAGCAGAAAAUUAACUUAUGAAGAAUCUUCAAACAUAGAUCUUACGAAGGAUGGCCAUGAUUUCCUUUUGGACCCCCAGUAUGAUACAGGACCACCCGAGUGCAACAACACUUACAGGAGAAUCAAAGAUGUUCUGUUUGCACCUAACCUAAGUUCUGACCAAAGAGAAAUUUUUGACGGUACCCCAACAACAGACACGAGCAUGAGAACAGCUAUGACAUCAAACUUUAUGACGAUUUUAAUGAAGGAAGAAGAUGAUCGGAACACUUCUCACUCUCAUCUCAACGAAAGUAAUAACAGCAAAGAUCAUGAUAAAUCACCAAGGCGUGACAGCAGAGACCAGGAUAACCUGUCACCAGGUGGCGCUCUGAAGAAAUCAGCCGGCUUAUCAUCGGAUAUUACGGAAUCACACCGUUUGGAGGUCGUCUCUCCCGAAAAGACUGACGAUGUCGUUGGAAUUUCCCCGUUUGAUCUAGGCUCCUACCUAACAUAUUGUAACUCAGGCAAAGAGCAACUCGUCCAGAAUCAGUACAGGAAAGAUUUUCAACCGUCGCAUGAUGACAAGAUUAAAGAAGAAUCCAUUGCCACAGAACAUAACAAUACAACAAUUCGUGAUGAAAACGUCAAACGUAGUACCUUGAGUAAACGUUUUACAACCAAGUACCUGUCAAAAAAGAAAGCGUCAGUUGGUGCGAAUGUCUGUACAACUGAACGAAUAAUUGCUAACGGCGAUGCCAACAUAACCGAUCAGUGCCAGAAAACACCACUGGUCAGGGAGAGACGGUACACAGCUAAAUACUUAGCCAGACACAACACUACAGCUCCUCUUGAACCCUUUCCAAGGAGUUCCGAUGGUACUCCUGAUGUUAGAACAGAACAAGAAGCAGGUUGUCAAGAUUCUCAACCAAAUGCAUCCCACAGGAGUCGCCAGUUCACCGCUAAAUACCUGGCCAGACGCCAUGAUCAGGAACCUCUGUAUCCAGCUGAACACCUCGAGGAGGAUGCAACACUACGUCCAGACGGCAAUGAUGGAACUCCGGAUCACAUCGAAGAAACGCCUAAGCAUACUGUUAUCAAAAACAGAUAUUUUACAACCAAAUAUUUGUCAACACGUCCAAACAGAGGUGAUGUAAAAGAUAGUCCAACUGAAGCGACUAACCCGGACACAAUACGGUACAGGAAGGACAUUCCAAUCUGUGGAUCUGACAGCGGAACCACUGGUGGCUACAACAGGAAGGAAAUCCCACGCCGUGGUACUCGCUGCAGCACCACUGAUGCCUACCACAGGAAGGAAACCCCGCGCCGUGAUUAUGACUGCAGCGACACUGAUGCCUAUAACAGGAGGGAAAUCCCUCACUUUGCUACUGCCUGUAGUACUAUCGAUACAUUCCAAAGGAGGGAAACCCCACGCCGUGGUACUCGCUGCUGCACCGAUGAUACUUACAACAGCAUCGCUGAUACUCACUACCGGACGGAGACCCCGUACCGGGAUACUGACUGCAUCAAUGCUGAUACAUACUUCAGAAAGGAAAUGCCAUGCCGCAGUACUGAUUACCAAAAUCCUGGUUCCUACCAAAGAAGAACCAUUGUAUAAAAGGGUAGCUUAAACGUAAUGGUAAAUUUCACAUUAUUAAAACGGUACAUUUUACGGUAAAAUAUAUGGAUCUUUCAAUUGUAAUCUAUGCAUUGUGACUGGAGAAUGGACAGAUUUAUUAGCUACCUCAUGCGAAUCAAACACCGAGCCUUAAAGAAGAGAGAACAGUCUAUUGAUAUAUAUAUAUAUGAAAUAAUAUGUAACCUACAUAUAUUAUUGAUACAAAAAGGGACACUAUGGUAUGGAUGUAUCUCCAUUUAUUGUUGAUACUCAUCUCGAUGCAGUGAUAGUCUAGGAUAAUGUUUAAAUGAAAUAUGUUGUUAUUUAUCGACGGUAUCAAUCUUAACGGUUGAUUCGUGGGAUUUUAUGAGGUAUCUUAUGAUAUUCGUUAUAUAACAUUGGUGUUCUUAUUAUGUUUUUGUAUGUCAAACAAAAUAAUAAAUAUGUAAU
This is a messenger RNA of Mizuhopecten yessoensis (Yesso scallop), 10650 nucleotides long. RefSeq lists its product as uncharacterized. The transcript has 32 exons. The record is from RefSeq and is a predicted model, not a curated record. NCBI's taxonomy places the organism in Eukaryota, Metazoa, Mollusca, Bivalvia, Pectinida, Pectinidae. The coding region runs from base 1 to 10200 and encodes 3399 amino acids.